Otolemur garnettii (small-eared galago) is the source of this 942-nucleotide messenger RNA. RefSeq names its product mitochondrial ribosomal protein L55 (gene MRPL55). Bases 472 to 858 code for a protein of 128 amino acids. Gene Ontology annotation, molecular function: structural constituent of ribosome. The transcript has 4 exons. Gene Ontology annotation, biological process: translation. The record is from RefSeq and is a predicted model, not a curated record. Lineage: Eukaryota; Metazoa; Chordata; Mammalia; Primates; Galagidae. Gene Ontology annotation, cellular component: mitochondrial large ribosomal subunit.
CUCGUGGGGUCUAGCGGGAGAGAGGCCAAGAAGAGAGCAGAGGGGUGCACGUGUCUCGGAUUCCUGGAAGGAGAUGAGAGAGGCAGAGGCUUUCCCACAAGACCCACCCUGGGCAGUCCCUGGGUUUCUGUCCUGGUGAGGUCGAGAGGGAGGGAGGUGGUGAACCAAGGCCUCUGAGCAGGAUUUCCAUUUUAGAGACAACAGGAUUCUUCCUUUCUGGUCCCCUCCUUAGUUAGGGAACCCUUGCACUCUACCAAGGACUCCUUGCCCUCGGUCACCGUGCAGUCUUAUUUCCUGGAGUCUGUGUGUAGGAAACGCUUGGCUUUCAUGUCGGCUACCUCAGCACAGGCUCCCCUGGGAAUCGGGGAACAUAACCACGCAGUCCUGGGCCGUUUUCUCCUUCUGUAAACAGGUUGCACACCAGCACCCGUUACUGACCACUUCCACGUGCCACUGGGGCUCUGAGGAGGAAUGACAACUGUGGGCUGCCUGCUUAGCCUGCUGAGGCAGAGCACUGUAAAGGCAGCUGGCCCCACACCCUGUCACCUGCACACAUCUUCCUGGUGGGCUGACAGCAGCAGGGCCUCGCUUACUCGUGUGCGCCGCCAGGCCUAUGCACGCCUCUACCCAGUGUUGCUGGUCAGGCAGGAUGGCUCCACCAUCCAUAUCCGCUACAGGGAACCACGGCGCAUACUGGCGAUGCCUAUAGAUUUGGAUACCCUGUCCCCUGAGGAACGCCGGGCCAGAUUACGGAAACGAGAGGCUCACCUCCAGCCCAGAAAGGAGUACGAGGAGGAGCCCAGUGAUGACUUUGAUGUGGAGCGCUACCGGCAGUUCUGGACCAAGACCAAGAAAUGACCGUGGCUGGAUUGGCAAGAAGUUGCCUCAGGGAUCUGCUAGGACUGGAUGGUAUCUUUUGUUAAAUGACACUUUCUGGAAGCC